Sorex araneus (European shrew) is the source of this 2157-nucleotide messenger RNA. It is a transcript of the gene MCRS1, whose product is annotated as microspherule protein 1. Gene Ontology annotation, molecular function: G-quadruplex RNA binding; protein binding. The transcript is spliced from 14 exons. Bases 38 to 1729 code for a protein of 563 amino acids. The record is from RefSeq and is a predicted model, not a curated record. Gene Ontology annotation, cellular component: NSL complex; Ino80 complex; MLL1 complex. Gene Ontology annotation, biological process: positive regulation of transcription by RNA polymerase II. Lineage: Eukaryota; Metazoa; Chordata; Mammalia; Eulipotyphla; Soricidae.
GGCCCGGCCGGCGCCGCCUGCCUUCGCCCCGAAGCCCAUGCCACACAGGGCGGCGCCUUUCCCCGCGAGCGCUCCUGCAAGCGGGAACUUCUCUGGGGCCGGCACCCGCCGACGUUCCGCACGUUACGUUAUCCCGACCCGGAAAGCCUCCAAUUCGAGCCCUCGGCUAAACGGCGAUACCUUUGCGGCCGUGGCCACGCCCCUCGACACACGUUCCCCGCGAACCGGAAAGGAUUACGCCGCCGCGCGCCGGGGACCCGGAAGUAGACGUACCUCACGGAAGCCGGCUUUGGCCCUGCGGCUGCUGCCGUCGCCGCGGAGAAAUUGUUGGAGCUGGCAGCCUAGGAAUGAUUCUCAGGGGCUGCUAGAUUCCUCCCUGAUGGCAUCGGGCACUGCUAGCCGCUCAGAGGACGAGGAGUCGCUGGCAGGGCAGAAGCGGGCCUCCUCCCAGGCCCUGGGCACCAUUCCUAAGCGGAGAAGCUCUUCCAGGUUCAUCAAGAGGAAGAAGUUUGAUGAUGAGCUGGUGGAGAGCAGCCUGGCUAAGUCCUCUACCCGGGCGAAAGGGGCCAGUGGGGUGGAACCAGGGCGCUGUUCAGGGAGCGAACCCUCCUCCAGUGAGAAGAAAAAGGUGUCCAAGGCACCCAGCACGCCUGUUCCUCCCAGCCCUGCCCCAGCCCCUGGGCUCACCAAGCGUGUGAAGAAAAGCAAACAGCCACUUCAGGUGACCAAGGAUCUGGGCCGCUGGAAGCCUGCAGAUGAUCUCCUGCUUAUCAAUGCGGUGUUACAGACCAAUGACCUGACAUCUGUCCACCUGGGCGUGAAGUUUAGCUGCCGCUUCACCCUUCGGGAAGUCCAGGAGCGCUGGUACGCCCUGCUGUACGACCCUGUCAUCUCCAAGCUGGCCUGCCAGGCCAUGAGGCAGCUGCACCCAGAGGCCAUUGCCACCAUCCAGAGUAAGGCCCUGUUCAGCAAGGCCGAGGAACAGUUGCUGAGCAAGGUGGGAUCGACUAGCCAGCCCACCCUGGAGACCUUCCAGGACCUGCUACACCGACACCCCGAUGCCUUCUACCUGGCCCGUACUGCCAAGGCUUUGCAGGCCCACUGGCAGCUCAUGAAGCAGUAUUACUUGCUGGAGGACCAGACAGUGCAGCCGCUGCCCAAGGGGGACCAAGUGCUGAACUUUUCUGAUGCUGAGGACCUGAUUGAUGACAGUAAGCUCAAGGACAUGCGAGAUGAGGUCCUGGAACACGAGUUGACGGUUGCUGACCGGCGCCAGAAGCGGGAGAUUCGGCAGCUGGAGCAGGAACUGCACAAGUGGCAGGUGCUAGUGGACAGCAUCACAGGCAUGAGCUCUCCGGACUUCGACAACCAGACUCUGGCCGUGCUGCGAGGCCGCAUGGUCCGCUACCUGAUGCGCUCCAGAGAGAUCACCCUGGGCAGAGCAACCAAGGACAACCAGAUUGACGUGGACCUAUCUCUGGAGGGUCCGGCCUGGAAGAUCUCCCGGAAGCAAGGUGUCAUCAAGCUGAAAAACAAUGGGGAUUUUUUCAUCGCCAAUGAGGGCCGCCGGCCCAUCUACAUUGACGGACGGCCUGUGCUGUGCGGCUCCAAGUGGCGUCUCAGCAACAACUCCGUGGUGGAGAUUGCCAGCCUGCGGUUUGUCUUCCUUAUCAAUCAGGACCUCAUUGCCCUCAUCCGGGCCGAGGCUGCCAAGAUCACAGCACAGUGAAGAAUGAUGGCAGGACCUGGGGCUCUUUCUGGCCUCAGUUUCUCCUGCCAGUCCAGCCGCCUUGAACUGGGAGUGCAGGCUCCUGGAAAGAAAACAGAGUGGGCAGCAGAGCCCAUUGAUCUGAGCCUUUUGCAGGAGGGCAGGGCUGGGACCUCCAGCUUCCUUAGAGCCAGAGCACCCCCUCUUCUCUUCCAGCCCUGCAGACAUCCUCUUCUUUCCCUCUAGACCAGCAUUUCUCAGCCAAGGGCCGUAUAGCCCAGGAUGUCCCAAGGUGGCCACAGGUGAAAAUAGUGUAAAUGGGGUCACUGAGACUAGGGGGCAACCAGUAGGACGGCGGGGGGGCGGGGGGCAUAGGAAGGAAAUGAGGUCAGAGGGGCCCGUGGCUGGAAAAAGACGGAGAAACACUGGCCUAGACAUCCCCUUUCACU